AUGGCCUCCAAGUGCAAAGAUCCUCUGGAAACCUCGGUGUUAAAUGCAAAUAAUUUGAAACAUGACUUUUCAUGUUCUGUGUGCAAAGAAGACGACUUGAAUGUUGAGGCGAAACAUUUCUGUGGGGAUUGCUUAGAGUUUUACUGUGACAAGUGCCUGACCUUCCAUGCUAAAAUACACAGGCGCCAUGCUGUGUUGGGCCGUAAGGAUGUAGACAAAUGGGUUGAGCAGGGUGACGCCCUGGUAAGUUGCGACUUGCAUCCAUCGAAGGUCUUGGAACUGCUGUGUGAGGAUCAUGCUGAGCUCUGUUGUCACAUAUGUGUGUCCCUGAACCAUAGGUUAUGCAGAGACAUCAACUUGAUAUCUGACGUAACCAAAGGCAUACACAAGAUGGCAAACUUCAAGCAGCUUCUAGUCAAUGUAACAAAGGUAACAGCUAAACUGAACCAGACGAAAGAUGCCAUAAAGAAGAACCAAAACUUGUUGAAUACUUCAGGAAAAUCCAUGCUGACAAGAAUCAAAGACCUUAGGAAGACGCUGAAUCAACUGCUAGAUGAUCAGGAGAAGAGGACAAUGGAACAAAUGGACAGGGUUCUGGCUGACCUGGAUGGGUCACUUCAGAAGGACAUUGACCACUGUGACCGCCUACAUGACCAGCUCCAUGUCUUACUUGACUCCGCCCUAUCUCAGGACAAGGACAGUAAGUCCGGCUCCUACAUUGGCUACAGGAAAUGCCAGGACAAGAUGGCAGAGGCUAACGAACUUCUCCAGGCGUUGUCCAUGAAACCAGAGGCGACUAUCACUUUCCAGCCUGACACACGCCCUCAACAAUUGCUGUCUGACUUAAAGGCACUUGGAAUCAUCCAGGUGUAUCUUGAUCCACAGUUUGAACAGUCAUCGCGACAAAUCAAACAGUCCUCUGAUAUACUCAAGGUUUUCAAGGUAAAGGAGAAAAACACAUUUGCGGUGAAUAUAAAGGCAGACAAAAUUCUUUGUGACAUUAUUGGUAUGAUAGAACUUUCAGGAGGAGAAAUUGUUUUAGUAGAUAGUAAACAUUGCAGAGCAAAGGUGUUAGACAGCAAUUACAAAGUGACGUGCCACUGCGAUAUCCCUAAGUUUCCACAGGACAUCUGCCUUAUCUCAGACCAUCAGGUAGCUGUAGCUGUUGACGGUUACCCUUCUGCCAAACAUGAGGUCCAUUUUCUUACCGUGUCAGCUGGCACCAUUACAACGACCAGGAAAUUCAAAGUAAACCAUCUGUGUUCUUCCAUCAGACACCAUGGGGGCCAGCUAUAUAUUGGCUCUCUCGCUGCACUGUACCUACAUACAACAACAGGCAAACUGUUGAAGAAGGUCUACGAAGACACUUCUGGCAAAGUUACAGUGAACAACUUCGACUUGAGCACAGAUGGCAGUAAGAUCUACAUUUUAGCCUCCAGCCACAACAAGGUUGUCACCAUAGAUACCAAAGGCAACAUUCUGGCCACACUCAUGGACCCUGAUUUUGACUGGCCACUCAGUGUUCAUGUGAGUGAGUGUGGGCAUGUGUUUGUGAGUUCACAGGCUUCAAACACAGUGGUGCAGGUCGACCAGGAAGGCAAGAAGAAAUUGGCUACACUGGUCAGAAAGGGAGAUGGCAUUAAUAUUCCACAGGCAGUCUUGUACUGCACCCGCACAGGCAGGCUUAUUGUGGGGGGUCAGCAAAAUAAUAUUUUGGUGAUGGAGCUCCAGUAG
Molecule: messenger RNA, 1734 nt
Organism: Mya arenaria
Lineage: Eukaryota; Metazoa; Mollusca; Bivalvia; Myida; Myidae
Exons: 2
Coding region: 1-1734 (577 amino acids)
Source: RefSeq, a predicted model, not a curated record